Molecule: messenger RNA, 1655 nt
Organism: Pimephales promelas (fathead minnow)
Lineage: Eukaryota; Metazoa; Chordata; Actinopteri; Cypriniformes; Leuciscidae
Gene: rhol
Product: rhodopsin, like
Biological process (GO): G protein-coupled receptor signaling pathway; visual perception; phototransduction
Cellular component (GO): membrane
Molecular function (GO): G protein-coupled receptor activity
Source: RefSeq, a predicted model, not a curated record
CGGAGUGUGCUCACUUUCCCUGACCAAACAAACCAACAGCGAGGGGUGGUUAAACAAACCAGCGAUCAUGAAUGGCACGGAGGGACCGGACUUUUACAUCCCCAUGUCUAAUGAGACCGGCGUGGUGCGCAGCCCAUACGAGUACCCACAAUACUACCUGGCAUCGAAAGGGGCGUUUUACUGUGUCGCCGCGUACAUGUUCUUCCUCAUCGUUACCUGCACCACCAUCAACGGCCUCACGCUGUACGCGACCGUUGGAAACACGAAACUUCGAACACCCCUGAACUACAUCCUUCUGAACUUAGCCGUGGCUGACCUCUUUAUGGUGUUUGGUGGAUUCACGACCACCUUCUACACCUCCUUGCAUGGAUAUUUCGUCCUGGGACGUGCCGGCUGCAACAUAGAGGGCCUGUUCGCUACCCUCGGUGGUGAGAUCGCGCUCUGGUCUCUGGUUGUCUUGGCUGUUGAGAGAUGGGUGGUCGUCUGCAAGCCCUUCACCAAAUUUCGCUUCAGCCAAUUCCACGCCACCCUCGGUGUUGCCUUCUCUUGGACAAUGGCCUUUACGUGUGCCAUACCGCCUCUAGUCGGAUGGUCCCGCUACAUUCCUGAGGGCUUGCAGUGUUCAUGCGGAGUGGAUUAUUACACAUUGAAUCCUGAGACUGAGAACGAGUCUUUUGUCAUCUACAUGUUCGUCGUGCACUUCUCGAUCCCGCUCAUGGUCAUUUCUUUCUGCUACGGACGUCUGCUCUGCACUGUCAAGGUAGCAGCCGCCCAGCAGCAGGAAUCUGAGACUACCCAGAGGGCAGAGAGAGAAGUUACCCGAAUGGUAAUCCUCAUGGUCAUUGCUUUCCUAAUAUGUUGGGUCCCCUACGCCAGCGUCGCCUGGUAUAUCUUCACCCACCAGGGGAGUCAGUUCAGCCCCAUCUUCAUGACCAUCCCGGCAUUCUUCGCCAAGAGCUCAGCGCUCUACAACCCGCUCAUUUACAUCUUCAUGAAUAAACAGUUCCGUCACUCCGUGAUGGUAAUAGUGUUCUGUGGAGACGAUCCAUUCCACGACGAGGAGGAAGCAAGUUCCACCUCAAAGUCUAAGACAGAGACCUCAUCCGUCUCCUCCAGCUCUGCAUCUUCUGCCUGAGGGUUGUGCUCAAGGUUAUUUGUGGAAUACAUAGUCAACUGCCUGCUACCUGGGACAGCAACUUUCCUGUAAGGACACAUGGAAAAUUCUGAAACGGCAGAUGGAGUUGUAUACUAAUAUCUCUGUACACAGGCUUUUCAAUACAGCUCAGACUGUGCAUGGGAUACAACGAUUUUAUAUAAAAAAUUAUAAUAUGUGCAAUUAUUAUUAUUACAGCAGGAUUAUAAAGUAGCAGGACAAGAGCACUUUAUAUUUAUAUGUGAAUACACCUAAUAUGUUUGCCUCUUCGCAUAAUGCUGGGCCAGGCACAACGCAAGUGUUUCAGCCCGACGCAGUUAUCAUUUUUUUUUUAUGUCCUGCACCACGUUGUUUAAAUAGCAAAUGCAUUUGCGCCGAUUUGUGCGCCCAUGCACUGGUCUGAAAACGAGGUUGCAAAACGUUGCUAUUUCAAAGUCCUUUUAGGCGAGUCAUGCCACUCGGCCGCCAUCUUGGCAACGCUUCCGGGCAGCUAUUUCAGACU